CCGGACCGUGGGGCAGAUGGCACUCAGAGGAGGGGUACUGCCGCUCGUUCAACGUCUGUGUCAGCCCCAACUGUUUGCCCUCGCUUGUACCUGGAGGCCUGAUGAAUCAGGUUGUCAUCUCCUCUGCAGUGAAGAAAUGAAGGAAAUCUGCUCUAGUAUCAUGAUCAUGGACUGAAGUGUGAGAUUUCAGUUGGUGUGUAGGUGCUUUCCAGUCUGUUGACAGAGCUGGUGGAAUAUGAGCUACGCUGGCAAACUUGGAGGCCUGGUCACAGUUAAACACCUAUCAGGUUAACCACAAGAGUGAGUCACACUACGCUGACAGCUGGGCUGAUGGUAGCUGGGCAGGGCUCAGCCGCUGUGGGCAAGAUGAGGCGCGGGACCAGCCUGCAGAGCCGGCGGAGUAAGGGCUCCGGGUCUGGAUCAGGGAGCGGAGACCGGGAUCCUCUCCUGAGGGGUAGUCCUCAGGCUCCUCACCGCCGCUACACCCAUGACCCACAGCAGCACAUCAGCCGUCCACGCUCCUCCUCCACCACCGAAACCACGCCCAGCAGCCCCACCCCUGGAUACACUGGCGGUGAUGUGGUGUCAUCAGGAUACCAGUCCACAGAGGAAACAGACAGGAUCGACCGGCUGGAGGUGAGCGGGUUGGGCCAAACACCCCUGGCUGUUUCAUGUGGGGCGGACGGUUCAUUCCCAGGAGGUGAUGAUGGCACUCCAGACCCACAGCGCACCAAGCAGGCCAUCGCUCAGCUGCAGCAGAAAAUCCUCAAACUCACAGAACAGAUUAAGAUUGAGCAGACUGCCAGGGAUGAUAACGUGGCAGAGUACCUCAAACUGGCAAACAAUGCUGACAAACAGCAGAGCACACGCAUCAAACAGGUUUUUGAGAAAAAGAAUCAGAAGUCUGCGCAGACCAUCCAGCAGCUGCAGAGGAAACUGGAGCACUAUCAUCGAAAGCUGCGGGAAGUAGAGCACAACGGCAUCCCUCGCCAGCCAAAGGAUGUUCUGCGGGACAUGCAGCAAGGCCUGAAGGACGUGGGAGCCAAAGUCACAGGCUUCAGUGAAGGCGUAGUUGACAGCGUAAAGGGAGGACUCUCCAGCUUCUCUCAAGCCACUCACUCUGCCGCCGGGGCCGUUGUCUCCAAACCUCGAGAGAUAGCCUCACUCAUUCGCAACAAAUUCGGCAGCGCUGACAACAUCCCCUCGCUCAAAGACUCUCUGGACGACCCUUCAGUGGAAGAAGCUGUGACGGGGACUGGCGGGCGCCCCCUAGGCAGUGCUGGGCAUCACCUCCAGCCCAGUCCUAAGUACGGUAGUGAGGAUGACUGCUCUAGUGCUACAUCAGGCUCUGCAGGGGCCAACAGCACCACAGGGGCCCCUGGAGGUCCACCCAGUUCUAAAGGCAACACAUUAGAGAGGAGCCAGAGCUCCAGUUUGGACAUGCUGCUGCAGGAGGUACAAGAGCUUAGAGAAGGCCAGUCGAGGUUAGAGGAGAGUCUGGACGGUUUGAAGAGCCACUAUCAGAGAGACUACACUGUUGUUAUGCAAGCACUGCAAGAGGAGCGCUUCAGGUGUGAACGGCUCGAGGAGCAGCUAAACGACCUCACAGAACUUCACCAGAACGAAAUCCUCAACCUCAAACAGGAGCUGGCGAGCAUGGAGGAAAAGAUCGCCUACCAGUCGUAUGAGAGGGCCAGAGACAUACAGGAGGCAUUAGAGGCCUGUCAGACAAGGAUUUCUAAGAUGGAGCUCCAGCAGCAGCAACAGCAGGUCGUCCAGUUGGAGGGGCUGGAAAACGCCACGGCCAGGACUCUCCUGGGAAAACUUAUCAAUGUGCUGCUGGCCCUUAUGGCUGUCCUUCUGGUCUUCGUCUCAACUGUGGCCAAUUGUGUGGUGCCCCUGAUGAAGACCCGCUCACGCUCGCUCUCCACCCUCCUUCUAAUCCUCCUGCUGGCCUUUCUGUGGAGAAAUUGGGAUGCUCUCUCAGGGUACACACACCGCGCCCUGCAGCCCCCAGGAUGACUAGAUUGGGGUGAGCACUUGUUGCUCUGAUGACAUCAGAUGACGAAACUGUAGCUGCGGUCAUGAAGGAAGUUUGAAGAACGUAGGAUGGCUGCAUAGCCGUGCACUGAAAACACGCCUCAGCACAUUCGGCCGCACUGAAAUCAAGAAAAAGAGGAAGAAACCGUCACGUUGAGAAGGAUUGUUGUUUUAGAAGGACAAGACUGUUCACCUGUUGAAAAUGAACUGUUGUGUUGCUACACCUCAAAAAAUGCAGCAUCGUACUGUUUUUAUCUUUAGAGUUUAAUCAAUUAUAAUGUAAUUUCUAAUAAUAAUAUUUUUAUUUUUAACGUUAUUUUAUUCAGUACUAUGUAGCAUUGUGCUCCUCUUGUUCUGCAAGGAGGGCAGUUUAGUCAGGAAACUGGGUUGGCGAUUCCUCAUAAAGGCCCAGUCUAAUACUAGAGACAUGCAGACAUGAUAAUGUGGUUGAUUGCCUUUUGGAAGCGGACUCUUACCUAGCUGUGAUUGGUAGAUUUGAACCAUGGCUGAAAACCUCUCUGGGGGUUGCUCUUUUCUUCAUUUGCUGUGAUGAAAUGUGUUCAGACUGAACAUUUUGAAGGACUGACUGUGACCUCUGAGUGUCAUGACUUGAGAGUUUUGUGCUUCCUUACAUUUCUAAUAGAAACAAUGACAUGCUUUACUUAUUUCCCUUUUAAGUUAAACAAAAACAUUUUGUUAAAACUGGGAGUUAUCUGUGAAACACAAAGGCAGAAUGGAGACAGCACACCACAUAAACACAUUUGGUCAUUUCUAAGCAUCUGCCAACAAUGCUGUAUGUAUUCAUUCAGAAAAUAACACAGAAAACAACUUUGCUUUUAAAAGCAAUGACAAAAGGCUGUCGUCCGAGUAAAAUCAAUUUGCCAGGAUAAUUGACUCCCCCGCCAUAUUUGAUGCGAUAAGGUCAGGAAAGAGAGACCACUGGUGAUCAUCCUACUGCUCUUAGAUGAAUAGGAAUGCUGCUGCUCCAUAUCUACAGUGCGAAUCCUCUCUACUGCCACAGGCAAAGGCACAUUGCCUGUAUGUGAUACUUUACUCUUCAUCAGAUGUUCUCCCUGUGAAUAAUCUCUAUAGCUGUUCUUUUUUUUAUCAAUACACUAUCUCAUGGUGGAAUCACCCAGUGCCAAACCUUAGUCUACCCAUGGAUGCCCCAGCACCAAAAGGGUCAGGAUCCAGGUCUUGCUAUAUUCAAACAUGUCAUUAAUGUCUUGCCUGGAUGUCACGAAUGUAUUUGUGAGAGGCAUAACUUUUCCAAAGAAAAAACUUUUAUAGAUUUCACAAUGUGAAGAUGAAACUUACUCCUGGUCAGUGUCUCUGCACCUUUCCCCCCUCAAGUACAGUUCUGUCUCUCUUUCUCUCUUCUAGUCAAGGACACAACGAGAUGACCCAGCACAUUUAAUAGUUCACCCUGCAUUUCAAGCUGAGAGGCUGAUUUCCUAACAGAUAGUGAGAUCAUUUGAACUGUACAGCUGCACUUUAGCACACGACUUGAUAACACAUAGGUCAGGCUGAGGUUAGAGAAACCUUUGAUAGACACUUGAAAGGUUGUCACUCUUAUGUGGUGGUCCUCAAUGUGAUGAGAAGAGUUUCUUAUGCUUAUGAAUAAUAUAACUGUGAUGGUUUUUAAGAUAGAACUCCCACAGAGGGACUAAAGCUCAUUUCAAUGUUGAUAAACUUGAUUUUUCUCAAGCUGAACAUGAAAAACAUCGGGGGGGAUUUAUCUGUUCCAACAUUAUGAGUGAGCCCAGCUUUGACCUUAGCCUGACCUUGCAGUAACACCAAUGAUGUAUGGUUGUGUGCUAAACCACCAGUGCCUUCUGAUGUCCUUUUCUAAGUGUGGGAUAAAUAAAGUGCAUUCCUGACUUA
Molecule: messenger RNA, 3924 nt
Organism: Cheilinus undulatus (humphead wrasse)
Lineage: Eukaryota; Metazoa; Chordata; Actinopteri; Labriformes; Labridae
Gene: tmcc1a
Product: transmembrane and coiled-coil domain family 1a
Exons: 9
Coding region: 331-2022 (563 amino acids)
Cellular component (GO): endomembrane system
Source: RefSeq, a predicted model, not a curated record